Fomitopsis serialis is the source of this 1272-nucleotide messenger RNA. RefSeq lists its product as uncharacterized. The transcript is spliced from 9 exons. Lineage: Eukaryota; Fungi; Basidiomycota; Agaricomycetes; Polyporales; Fomitopsidaceae. The record is from RefSeq and is a predicted model, not a curated record. The coding region runs from base 1 to 1272 and encodes 423 amino acids.
AUGUCGCUAUCUACUCGUACAACGCGUUCCGGGCGCGAAUUCUCGCCAUGGUCGAUCAUCCCCACUGUGUUCCCGCUGCAGGCGUCUUUGGGCCGGGCGAUUGAAGCAGAGGACGGGAUGUUUCGUGCGUCGCGCACUGUCGCCGAGGUCGACGUAGGGAUCUUGGGCUAUAGCGACCAGGAAGAAACUUCCGACCCACCCUCUCCGCCGUCCUCCCCGCCCCCGUCUCAUUCCGUGCUGCUCCGUGGCCAUCACGAGCACGUCGAACUCGCUGAGGCUCGGAUGGCAGCGGUCUCGGAGCCCCUAUCAUUGCCAUCUCAGCAAACCUCCGUCUCGCCGGCUCCGUACCGCUCUUCAGGCCGCAAGGCUCAUGCAAAAGCCGGUAAGGCGAAAAGGCGUGCUACGAAGCGUCUUCUCGCCCGUGAGGCGAGGGAUGAGCAGGCGUCGUUCGCUCACAAAAUCAGGUCAUCUGUAGCGAAACACCACCCGAUCCCUCCCUCCGUGCCGACUACGACCAACGCAAGGCUCUUGAAGCAUUCAAAGGGCGCAUGGAUUGGCGCGAGACACAGUUCGGGCGGGAAGACACUCACCUUGGAAGAGGUUCGCAAGCUCAAUUUUGAGUUUGUAUCGUGGAACGGCAUUGACCCUCAAGUCAUUACUGACCAGGAGGGCCGUAUCGUCAUUGCGCUUGCUGGUCGACCGGUAGGGGAUCCGACGUGGAGUGACGCAAUCGAGGGUUUGACAGAGGCUGCGAAGAAGGUUGCCGUCGACACAGGCUUGUACAAGCGUACAUGGUCUCACCGCCGCGGCACUUACCCAACAGUUGCGAUGGGAGUUUCAUAUGGCGGAGGGCAAAGGUCUCCUCAGCCCUUGGCCCUUCCUCCAGGCAUCCGGAGAGCCAUGGAGCAUUUUGCUGGUAACAACCAUGUCAACAGAGUAGUCAACUUUGUUCAAAGUUGUUUUACCUUCUAUGCCCCCAAAAUGUGCAAAUACUACACAGAGAUCUUGCAAGCUCUAUUCAGCCAACCUACCUGGUGGAUGGUGUGCUGUUGUGGCUUUUGGGCAUUUGAUCACACCAAGGGUGGUCAUCUCAUUCUAUGGCCACUCAAGAAAGCUAUACAAUUCCCUUCAGGCUCUGCAAUAUUAUUGCCCUCAGCCCUUGUAGAACAUGGCAAUGUGCCUGUUCAAGAGGAUGAAACAAGAUUUUCCUUCACACAGUAUGCUGCUGGGGGCUUAUUCAGAUGGAUAGACAGCUGUUUAUGUAACUCCUAG